GUAUGAUUCUCAACGGACGACAAUUGAAGAGUGGCUGUCCAGUUUAGUACCCAGGAAAUUCGGCGAAGAGACGAAGGUUGCCAGUUUGGUUGUGCAUUAGAAAGUGUGGGUCGUGGCGACGUUUUUCGGUGCACUGAAACGUGGAAGACGCGCGAUGUGUGACGUCAAACGAGGCUCGGAAGUGACUGCUUGAGAGACUCGCGGAGUGGCUUGAAUCGAGGAAGAUGUCGGAUUUCCUUUAUUCGGAGUAAUACACGAAUUUAAGUUCUCGGUCCUUGCAACUGAAAGUUUUUCUACCUCUCUUCCUUUGUCCACAAUGAAGGAAGAAUAAAGAAGUUUUAUAUAGUUAUGAGGAAAUUUAAUUGCCGAAUUUUUUCAAAUAAAUUUUAAUACGCUUCAGACAAGAAAAGAGGUCGGAUUCGAUAGGAUCGCCGAAUGUUUGGCGCGCAAUGUGAAUUACGGUAUGCGAUAGAAAGUUUAUACUCGCAAAACGCGGCAAGUCAGGUUACCGCAUUCGUUCACAAAGAACAGCGAGUUCGCCGGGUCUGCUCGCCGCGCUCUUCGUGGAAGGAAAGCUCGAGCGAUCGAGAUAGAAAGGCGACUAUCGAGGCCGUAACGUCAUCUCGGAGAUCAGCUUCAAUGACAACCUGAACAGAGGGAGAGAGAGAGAGAGAGAGAGGAACAGGAAUGGAAUGUGCGCGAAGCGGAAUCUCUGUAUCGAAAAUCUGAGCUGGCUUGUUGAGGCUUUAAUUGAUGUGCACGAGGAAUAAUUUUACGAGACGUGGUCGCCUCGAGAUUCCUUGCGAGAUCGUCGCUCGAUCGCGAGCGAGCGAAGAGGGAUCUGGGAAAUCGAAGGCAUCGCGUCGCGCAUGAGGCUAUUGGCGAGCGCGAACGAACGUGCGUUUCGUGGCUCCCGCGCGGAAUUGUAUGCAAAAUCGCGUCGGCGAUAUCGCGCGGCAUCGGCGCGAUCGCGACCCGCUUACGCGAAUAAAGAGGACGAGGUGGUGGACUCGAGGGGAGAAGAAGCGAAAGAGAAGAGGCGAAAGAGAAGGAAACGGCGAGGAAUCGAGGGUACACGCUGCACGGACGCGCAUAUACGCGCGAGAUUAUUGCGGUUGAUUUUCGCUGCGGCGCAACACGGCCGUGCGCGGGAAUCAUGUGGCGACGUCAUUGCACAACACUCCCGUCAUCUCCGAUCGGCAUUUAAACGCAUGCCCGUCCGCGUGCGGUGCGUGUUUUAAAGCGAAUAAGAAAUUCCGAGAAACGCGGCGCACGCGUCUCGCAAGUCAUACCUCCGGGCAUCUGCGGGCAGAUUCUACAUAGAGAUAUAUCAACGCGCAACGGCUAUUAUAUUCGUCUGCGACUGACAAUACGCCGCGGGCGAUACGCUACAGUAAUAAUAAAAUCGCAACGCAACGAGAUUCCUCGUCCGAGGAAUUUUGCGGGUGACGGAACAUCGCGCUGACGCGGAGAGAUUUUACCAAGCCCCGCGAAACGCCUCGCUCGCUCCGAGUUAAUUCACGGCGUUUCUCACAUUCCGUGGGCCCGCAAUAGACAGACACGAGCGAUAAGGAUGAUGAAACGUCGCCUCUUAUCUUCAGAAAAAUUCGAACGGAAUGUAAUCUUCGCCUCUUUCGCGCGAGAUGAAGGUACCUCGUGUUACCACUGACAUUUAGUAUCGUGUUUAGUAAUUGCACAUUAUUUUUUCGCAUUUAUUGACGUAAACGCGAGUCGGGAGUGUGGCAGUUAGUUGGCUGAAAAAUUGAAAUUUGUUUUGCGCCGCACGUAUAAGUGUGUCGUCAUCGAGGAUGAGCAACCGCUUGGAUUAGACGGCGCGAAGAAAAAGCGAGCGGAAUGCAGCUGGCAACGAGUCAGAGGCCUCAUCCGCCUCCGGUGCCACCUCGGCCGAGUCGGCAGGUGGUUGCCGAGGCCCUCAAGAGAUCGCCAAGGCCGCCCUGUCCUACCAGGCAGGCACCACCGCCGCCGAACACGAAGCCCUGGAGAUCCGAUCAGCAACAAGUGCAACAACUGCAGCAACAGCAACAGGUGGACCCUGCAACGGGCGGACGCACGAUCGUGUACGAGUCCCUCAAGGAGUGCGCGAAGGACGAGAGCGUGUCCAACGACAGAAAUCAGCGGGAUCGCAAUCAGGCGCGCGGUACGGACAGAAAUGUAGAGGACAGGUCGGAGAACGGGGGCAAGAUUAUCUCGUCUCACGAUCAACAUCGCGGACCCGGCACCGGCUCGGAAAAGCUUUACUCCACGGGAAACGUCCCGGUGAACAUCGUGCGGAAGCGCAACAGCCUGACCAAGGAUCAACGGCCGCAACGCAGGCUACAGGAGAUCCGAAGAAACUCCCGCGGGAAAGACCUGGCCGACAAUCUAUCGUAUCGUGAACGAUGCAAAGAUUUGCUCGGUAAAGAUCAGCAAAGAGAGAAUAGUAUCACCUCGACGGAGAAAUUCGAAACUGCACCGACGACGACGACGACGACGACGACGACGACGACGACGACGAAGUCACCGGUGGCCAUUCGAGCUGUCAACGUGUCCUUCGAAGACGCGCGUCGUGCCUCGUCCUCGAGUCCGGAUUCCGCCGGCGGGCGAGUCAUGGUGAGUCACGCGGAAAAAUGCAACGGCGAUCCUGAGAGAGCGGACGGGCGCGACGAGAGAGCCCGGUCGACGCCCACGUGCCGGUUGUGUCCUGGUGAGCAACAAUUGCAGCAGCAGGAAGCGCUCGCGACGAGUGAAAAGCCCGCCGGGAAUGGCGGUGUCAAGACUCCAGCCUCGAUCGAGAGAUCGACGGGCGUCCCGAGCGUUGACCGCGCCGCCGCCGCCGCCACCACGCUGCUCGUCGUCGACGAACCAGAGCGUAAAAUCGCGCCCAGCGACCAGGAGGACAGUAACGACAACGACAGCGACAACAAUAUCCACCGGCAGGACUGGCUGGAGGCCGGAGUCCGUUACUCCUCCACGCAGAUCACGCUGCACGGGGACGACGACGACACCGUCGACAGGGAUCGGAUCAACGGUUACGAUCAUCGCGAGGAGGAGAGAAUCACUGAUCUUGAUUUCAUCAGUAUACAAGAAAGGAUCGCGAUGUCUUCCCUGCAAGGAUUACCCCCGUUACCGAGGAGCCUGAGCGGCUUCAACCUGAGCGGCGGACGCGGCGAGAUCGGCGAGCCGCCUCCACCGCCCACAAGAUCGUCCAGUAAAUCCCAAAGAGGCGGUAAAACGCCGCUGCAAUCGUCGACAUCGAGACCGUCGCCACCUGCCAGACAGCUCACCACCCUGGAUACCCAGCUGGCGGUGCUCAGGAGAGAAAUGUUUGGUUUACGGCAAUUGGAUCUCUCGUUGUUGUCGCAAUUGUGGUCCUUGAAUGAGUCGAUUCAGGAGUUCCGGCAGCUGCUGCAGGAGCAGGAGGAUCGAGCGCCCUCGCCGUCGCCCAGCAGCGAGGAGGGAGACGAGACGUCUUACGGCGUGCAUCCACCGCCGCCACCGAGACGACCGGCGCCCACGCUGCACCAUCAUCGGCCGCCGCGACCGCCCAGGCCGCCCAGGCCAUCGGCCAGCGACGAGUCGCCGUCGAGCGAGGAGUACGGGGCCGUUUGACGUAUCGUUACCGAGAGGAAGAAGUACACGAAAAGAUCUCGGUCCUCUCACCGCACCUAAGAACGGCGUUCCGAUCUCUCCGAAGACACGAGAAAAGACCUCAUGAGAGACUUUUGCGUGAAAACGAUAACUGCGACGGUGGUCAAGAUUGGUGGUCAAAACUCGACGCGCGUCAUGUACACGCGUCGCGACAUUCGAUUUUGCGAAUUACCGAUUCCUAUAAGAGUGACCUGCAAGAGUCGCUUGCAGAGCCACUCGAGAUCGCGAUUUGUGAGACGGUACUUUAAUUCGUGACCGGAACCGAUGAUCGAGUCGGCCGGUUGACUGAAAGAUUAUUUCGCGGUAGAUUAGUCGUGGUCGCGCGCGUACAGUGCUAUCUGCGUAACUAUCCGGGGAAGCCGGUCCCGCUUCUCCCGCGGGCCGCCGCUAGUCGAGAUUACCCGCGACCGCUACACUUCGAAAAGAUUGAUGAUCGAAUCGAAACUCGACGGCGGAAGUGACCGCAGUAGUUCACGUCAGCCGCCAUCACGCGAACGUUAUUUCGCGUAUGCGAAGAUAAUAAUCUCGCAGCCCGGAGAAGAGUAUCGACUUGCCAAUUUGCAGUAACGACAUUCCGCGUAUAUCGCGCUCUAAAUAAGGAAGGACUCGAUUGCCGCGAGCGAGAGAGCUGACUUCACAGCUCGGCGCGCCGCACUCUCCUCUCUACUUGUGAUAACGCUCGAAGGGGCCUUUGAUUAAUGAUAAUCGCAUCCAUUUGUGCGGAUUAAGAUUUCUCCGCGACUCCGCUCUGUCGUAGAGCAAUUGUAACAGAUCCGAGCCCAAAGCACCGCGAUUCUUUCGCGUCGUGAUCCAAGAAAUAGCGCGAUUCUUCGGCGGAUUCACCGGCCGAGGAGCGGCUGGUGAAUCCGAAAGAGUCGCAGCGUUCUCUCUUCUUCCAUAGUUGUUGUUUUUUUUUUAUACUGCUGCGAGCCCGUCGCAAAAGCUUAUCCUCGUUGCUGACGUCGGGUCACCUGCGCAAUCAUAUCUGCCGUACACGCGAAGUUGGACAAAUUUAAUACCUUUAUAUAUUAUACAAGAAAAAAAAGAUAUUUAUUCAACGGGGAAUUUCUAAACGUUUGAUUUCUGACGGACGUUACAGAUAUAAAGCGAGCCUUAUAGACGUAUAAUAUCUUAGUCCAUCAGGUCUUCGCGUGCGCGGCAUCUUCGGGAAAGCUAAGAUUGUCAAUAUUCCGCGGCGCCCUUUCGUGUAGAUCAGUACGAGCUGUGUGUAAAGAUAUGUAAGACUACGUGCAAAAUAAAUGAGACUUAAUUUAAAAUA
This is a messenger RNA of Wasmannia auropunctata (little fire ant), 4927 nucleotides long. RefSeq lists its product as uncharacterized. The coding region runs from base 1855 to 3609 and encodes 584 amino acids. NCBI's taxonomy places the organism in Eukaryota, Metazoa, Arthropoda, Insecta, Hymenoptera, Formicidae. The transcript has 4 exons. The record is from RefSeq and is a predicted model, not a curated record.